Molecule: messenger RNA, 2055 nt
Organism: Suncus etruscus (white-toothed pygmy shrew)
Lineage: Eukaryota; Metazoa; Chordata; Mammalia; Eulipotyphla; Soricidae
Gene: PRCP
Product: prolylcarboxypeptidase
Exons: 9
Coding region: 49-1542 (497 amino acids)
Biological process (GO): regulation of blood vessel endothelial cell migration; proteolysis; negative regulation of systemic arterial blood pressure
Molecular function (GO): dipeptidyl-peptidase activity; serine-type exopeptidase activity
Source: RefSeq, a predicted model, not a curated record
GCGGCCGGAAUUCGUACCCGCGCCGCCGGCCGCCAGCCCGAGCGAGCCAUGGGGCUGUGGGUGCUAGCGGUUCUGUUGGUCGCCUCCCGCACGUCCGGCGCCGCCGCCCUCGUCUCGCCCGCCCUGAGAGCCUUCAGCUCCCUGCACUCGGCCCCCCGCUCCACGGCCAGCAGCCCCGGAGCCCGGGAAUUCUCAGUUCACUACUUACAACAGAAGGUCGAUCAUUUUGGAUUUAGUACUGAUAAAACUUUUAAACAGAGAUACCUAAUAGCUGAUAAAUACUGGAAGAAAGAUGGUGGAUCAGUACUUUUCUACACUGGUAAUGAAGGGGACAUUAUCUGGUUUUGUAAUAAUACGGGUUUUAUGUGGGAUGUAGCUGAAGAACUGAAAGCUAUGUUGGUGUUUGCCGAGCAUCGAUAUUAUGGAAAGUCCCUGCCCUAUGGUUCUAAAUCAUUCAGGGAUUCCAAACACUUGAAUUUUCUGACAUCAGAACAAGCUCUGGCCGAUUUUGCAGAGUUAAUCACAAACUUGAGACAGACAAUUCCAGGAGUUAAAAAUCAACCUAUCAUUGCUGUAGGUGGCUCUUAUGGUGGCAUGCUUGCAGCCUGGUUCAGAAUGAAAUAUCCUCAUAUGGUUGUUGGAGCUCUUGCCGCCUCUGCUCCCAUUUGGCAGUUUCAGGAUAUGGUACCUUGUGGUGUAUUUUUGAGUAUCGUAACUAGAGAUUAUAAGAAAAGUGGCCCAAAUUGUUCAGAGAGCAUCCGCAUGUCCUGGAAAGCCAUUGAUCGACUUGGAAGUACAAGUAUUGGCUUAAAAUGGCUUUCUGAAACCCUUAAUUUAUGCAGCCCAUUAAACAGUUCUCAGGAUGUUGAACACUUGAAAGAUUGGAUCUCUGAAACUUGGAUCAAUCUCGCUAUGGUGAACUACCCUUAUGAGUCUAACUUUUUACAACCUUUGCCUGCUUGGCCUAUCAAGGUGGUAUGCCAGAAUUUGGAUAAUCCUAAUGUAAAUGAUACACAACUGCUGAAGAAUAUUUAUAAAGCUCUAAAUGUAUAUUAUAAUCAUUCUGGUCAGGCAAGAUGUUUGAAUAUAUCAGAGACGACAACCAGCAGUCUUGGAUCGCAGGGCUGGAGCUAUCAAGCUUGUACAGAAAUGGUCAUGCCCUUUUGUUCUAAUGGUAUUGAUGAUAUGUUUGAACCUCACUCGUGGAACCUCAAGGAGUUUUCCGAUGAUUGUUUUAAACAGUGGCAUGUAAGACCAAGACCUGCUUGGAUCCCUACUUUGUAUGGAGGCAAAAACAUCAGUUCACACAAAAACAUUAUUUUCAGUAAUGGUGAACUAGACCCUUGGGUAGGAGGUGGAGUAACCAAAGACAUCUCGGACUCCUUGAUUGCAGUCCUUAUACCAGACGGAGCCCAUCAUCUAGAUCUUCGAGCCAACAAUGCUUUUGAUCCUAUGUCUGUGUUAGUAGCCCGCUCCUUGGAAGUCAAACAUAUGAAACAGUGGAUUCAAGAAUUCUAUGGCAGUCUAAGAAAGAAGUACUAAGCAACUUUUGAUCAUUUGCUGUUUCUUUUUUUAUGUUCACUCCGCCCACAUUCCAUUCACUUUAGUUUUGUCUUCGUAUUUUUGCCCUCCUGUUUAUCAUUAGAAUUAAUGUGGUGAAGCUUGAGAUAGAUGAGUAUUAUUCCAUAGCUCAGGUCUGGGCAUCUUGGUGCUACCUCUAGCAAAAGGGUUUUCAUAACAGCUUUCCUCUACAGAUAUCAGGGCCCACUCCUAACAGGAAAAAUGUUCCUGAUUGCCUUUUGCAAGAGGGAGAGUUACUUCUUUGUUUCUGUAAGAUGAGAUUUUUCUUUUUUUAGCUUUGAAAUUGAAGUCUUCUGGCUCAUUUGUCACUCCUCACCUCUGCCCUAUCUAUAGGAAAGAAGAUAGACAAAAAUGAUGUAAUUGCAGGUGGCAGGAAGGAUGCUGAUGCCAGUCCAGGAAAAGGGGACCAUUUCUUUUGUAAUUGAUUUAAUGACUUUGAACUGUGCUAUAAAUAAAGAAUAAGGCUGGACCUUC